Messenger RNA from Eleginops maclovinus (Patagonian blennie), 6435 nucleotides. RefSeq names its product lipase, hormone-sensitive b (gene lipeb). Gene Ontology annotation, molecular function: sterol ester esterase activity; triacylglycerol lipase activity. The coding region runs from base 261 to 2768 and encodes 835 amino acids. Lineage: Eukaryota; Metazoa; Chordata; Actinopteri; Perciformes; Eleginopidae. Gene Ontology annotation, biological process: triglyceride catabolic process; cholesterol metabolic process. The transcript has 13 exons. The record is from RefSeq and is a predicted model, not a curated record. Gene Ontology annotation, cellular component: cytosol.
AAGCAGACAGGAAAGAAAAGGACAUCUCAUUGCCUCAGAGUAGAGCCGGUUAUGACAGUCUGACAAACGGAGGCUGACAGGAGAAGAGGCAUCUCUGAUCGUCCCGAUGAGUUGGUGACAGACUCAAAGAGGAAGAACAACCAAAAACCUUCCCUGUUCCUCUCUUUCUCUCAUUCUGUCUUUCUUCUUUUCCAUGCUGUCAUUGCUUUCAUGGAAAGAGAGGAGACAGCAAAGGACAGAGCCUUGAACUCAAAGCUGUGAUGGACACCAAAGCAGUGUUUGCGGCGCUGUACAGCGUCUGCGAAGAGAAUGCCGAGUUCUUCUCUGGAGGAUCCAAAGGGUCGCAGGGUGAUGCGGCGCGGCGUCUGGUGGACACCAUGAAGCUGAUCAAGGAGCACGCUCGCAGUCUGGAGCCCAUUAUCUCCGGCUUCACUCUGGUUUACCAUCAUUUUGACUUUGACCCACACAUACCGGCCAACGGCUAUCGCUCACUGGUCAAGGUGGUGCGCUGCUGUCUUCUCCACAUCAUCCAGAAAGGGCGCUAUAUCACCGCCAACCGGCGCAGCAUCUUCUUUCGAGUGGCACACAACGCCGGGGAGAUGGAGGCGUACUGCAACGCUCUGUGCCAGCUGCGCGCCCUGCUCUACCUGGCUCAGCGCAUGCUCCACGACAACAGCCACGGCAACCUCUUUUUCCAGGAUGAAAGCGGCCUCAGUGAGAGCUUUGUACGUGAAUACUCAUCCAUGCACAAGGGGUGCUUCUAUGGCCGUUGCCUUGGCUUCCAGUUCAGCCCAGCCAUCCGGCCGUGUCUCCAGACCAUCGCUAUCGGCCUCGUGGCCUUUGGAGAAAACUACAAACGCCAUCAGUCAGGAAUAGGUGUAGCAGCCAGCUCUUUCUUCACCUCAGGGAAGUACGCCAUCGACCCGGAGCUGAGAGGGGCAGAGUUUGAACGCAUCACCCAGAACCUGGACGUCCAUUUCUGGAAGAGCUUCUGGAACAUCACUGAGACCGAAGUCCUGUCGAGUCUUGCCAGUAUGACAUCCACUCAAGUUAAGGUGAACCGGGCUCUCUCUGUGCCCCCCGUGCCCUUUGACCUCCCCCUGGCGGCUAACCCAGGAGCAACUGUAACCAUAGCUCCCCCAUCAGCGCACAUCGGCCCCGCUCCGGUUCAGAUGAGGCUCAUCUCCUAUGACUUGCGUGAAGGACAGGACUGCGAGGCUCUGCUGUCUCUUGCCCGUUCAGAAGGUGGCACCAUCUCUUUGUCGCUGGGGAAGACUAAGCGCCUCCCCCCGUCUUCCUGCAUCCUGAUCCACUUCCACGGAGGAGGAUUUGUGGCCCAGACCUCCAAAUCCCAUGAGCCUUACCUGAAGAGCUGGUCCCAGGAUCUUGGUGCCCCCAUUUUGUCCAUCGACUACUCUCUGGCCCCUGAGGCCCCCUUCCCACGGGCCCUUGAGGAGUGUUUCUAUGCCUACUGCUGGGCUCUGAAAAACCACCACCUUCUAGGCUGGACCGGGGAGAAAGUGUGUCUGGCUGGUGACAGUGCGGGAGGCAACUUGUGUGUGACAACCUCGAUGCGCGCUGCUGCCUUUGGUGUGCGGAUGCCAGAUGGCCUCGUGGCAGUGUACCCGGCCACCCUGCUGACCGCCUACGCCUCGCCCUCCCGUCUGCUCACACUUAUGGAUCCCCUGCUGCCGCUCAGCGUGCUCUCCAGGUGUCUGAGCGCCUACGCAGGCAAUGAGCCACACACAGAGGCGCAGGUAGAGAAGGUGAGCACGUUGAGCCUAAUGAGGAGAGAUACGGCUCUGAUGCUCAGAGAUUUCCAACAGGGAGCCUCCAACUGGAUCCACUCUAUGCUGGAUUCCAACCGAGCCGCAGCAUCCCCCAGCACGGAUGCAGAGGAGGCGCCACCAAGAGCCGCUGACACAGUGAGGAAGAGCAUUUCAGAGGCGACCUUCUCCUCUCCUCACGCUGACCCCCCUGUCGCCUCAGAGACCUCCGACUUCCACUCCAGGAAAUUAUCUGUGAAGAGCCAGACCUGCCAGGAGUUGGGAUCCCUCAACGAUUCCACUUCUCACAGUGCAGCGCCGCUCCCUGAGAGCACUCCAGAAGAUGUGAAUGUAUUCUUUUCCAAGGAAGUAGAUCACUCCAUGUCGAGGACCCUGUUUGCAGUGGCCAUACCUCCCCCUGCUGGAGAGGAGGGGUCAGAGCUGGAGCACCGCAGGGAGUAUCCCCUGGGCUUUGAGCCCCUGCGCUCAGCGCAGCUAGCCACUAUGACGGUGGACACCUCGCCAGUGGUUAAAGAUCCCUUCUGCUCUCCUCUGCUGGCUCCUGACAGCAUGCUGAAAGGGCUGCCCCCUGUGCACAUAGUGGCGUGUGCGUUAGACCCCAUGCUGGAUGACUCUGUGAUGUUUGCCAAGCGUUUGAGGAACGUAGACCAGCCCGUCACUCUGUGCGUGGUGGACGACCUCCCCCACGGCUUCCUCAGCCUGUCCCAGCUCUGCCGGGAGACCAAGGAGGCAGCAAACGUCUGCGUGGAGAGAAUUCGCACCGUCUUCACCCAGAAGGACACCCCCCCCGAGCCACGCAAGCACCGCAAGCUGGAACGGACCGAUAGGGGUGUGUCCGCCUCUUCUGGGGAUGCCGGUCCUCUCUUUGCCAAUCCCAUUGAGGAAGGGGAGCUUGCUGUCAGGGCUAAAAUGGCAGAUGGGGAGGGCUUAGUUGCUGUGGCAGCCCAGAACAACACUGAGGCUGUUGUUAUCGAGCCUUAAGUGAGGUUAGAUUAAGGACUGCAGAUCACCCGGGGAGCGAAGACGCAGAGAGAGUAAAUGAAAGUCAGACGAAUUUAGGCAGUGUGAUGCCUAAAAGGCAGAGAGAAAGGCGUCCUAAAAAACAGAAAGGGGGACGGAGGGGGGGCCAAAUCUACAUGAUUUCCCAGUUUCUUAAAGACAAAAAAAGGGGAGGAGCCCUAAAACAAGACUCCCUCUGCUUUGCAAUUCUUGCCACUUGUCUGUGCCGCAUUAUGCGCAGAGCAAAGCUGGCAGACCAAAUGAAAACACCCACAAAAGAAAGUCAUGUUUUCUAAUAUAAUUUACCAGCUACUUAGAUCAAAGACCAGCACUCACCCACACAUGCAGCGCACAUACUUAACAGAGGGCCGUCGGCGGGGAAAGACCAGGACAUAAAGCAGCGCAGAUACUCAAGACGAGGCCUGAAUGGGCGAUUCAUCUCAGCCAAGGCAGUCAUUUAAUGCACUAAUCAAAUAGUGGUAGGCACACUAAAUGCUUCUGUGUAGAGUCAUCCCCAUCAAAAUGGCCACUUGUCCUUUAGGGAGCCACUCUAAAUCACACUUAAUAACUCCACAUUGUGUCCUCCAUUACGCCUGUUUGGAAGUCAAUACAGCUCCCUUUGUGGAGAGUUACUCUGUUGACUCUACCAAUCACAAUGCUCAAACAACAGACUGAAAGCUAAACUGGAUUUGUUGAUUCACUUUGUUUUCUUGAGAUUCUGUUGCACUUAUAUGCAGUAGUAUUCAUUUUGUUAUUUAUAUUUUUGUAUUGCUGUAUGUUAAUCCUUGAAUCAUUACAGGUUUUUUUGUUGGUUUGUACACUAUAUUGUUAUUUUAAUGUACUCGUAUGCUGUUUGAAUGUGCUCCAUAUUCACCCCUUCCUCCUUUGGCACAGCUGCUCAGACAUCCCUGUCCUUUCCAAUUGCAUGUGUACCCUCCUCUAGUGCAUGUUAACAGGAUAAUAGGUGGACGUUAAGGCAGAAUAUUACACAGCGGGCUCUCUAGAUGCUGCCUGGUGCUUUUUGUAGUGUUGGUAUUGCUGCAGGUCUAUUCAUUUCUACGGUGACAUUUGUGUAGAUGCACUGAUUAUUUCCUGAAGUCGUCGUUUUAAUAUUUGGGUCCCAUCUUCUGGAAGACUGGUAAGAACAAUCAUGGCUCUGAUAUGUCUAAAAGACCCAAAGGUUGUUUUUGUUUUUGAGACUGGAAAGCGUUUCUCAGAGGUAUAGUUAGGAGGGAAAAGGGGCAGCAAAAAGCCCGGCCCCUCAGCUAUCAAUACACAUUUUAAACUCCACUGCACUGAUUUCCUCUCAGAUUGUCCCUGUUACUCACCAGGCGUUUUUGCUCACUUCUACUCCGCACAGUAUGCAGUGUGUCAAAGUACCACGUCUCUUGAAGCGGGGGAUUUCCUGCCUGAAAAUUGGUUUCUACAAUUUGGAGGCUCUCAGGAAAAACUUAAGUAAAAAAAAAAAGAAGAGAAAAACAGAUUGCAGGAAGGCUGUGUAAAAGCCACUAAACUUGUGUUUGGCCUACUGAGAGCGGCUGGGGGGGGGCCUGGUGCUUUUCCUCCGCACAAUUACAUUUGGGGUUAACUUGGAUUUCAUUUAGCUGAGGGUACUCCUCUGAGCUUUUUUGCCACCGAAGCACUUUGAAGCACACAAAAAUGUCCUUCUGAGGGUCAAUCCCCUCGAUCAGGUCCAACUAUAUAUAGAUGCCAACAAUGCUGGCUCCGUCCUGCCCUUGCCUGGUAGCAGGGCCAGGUUUGCCAGGUCUGUGUAGAAGGAUGCUGUGUGAUGAAUAGGAUUUAGCUGGAGUUCCAACUGCAAACUCCUCCCCCGUAGAAGAAGAGCAGGAUUUUCAGCAGAGAAGUCAUGCUACAGGAUUAGACCAUGCUUGGAUCGGUCAGCUCCCAGUACUUACUGCAAUAUUUCUAGUCAGAAAAGGAAGAAAGUAAUGCACCUGUUCACUCUGAGACACCAGGCUGAAGUUGUACUACAAUUUUUCAUUAGUUUGCAGUUCUGUGUAAGUGUAUUUUAGGUUACAUGUGACUGUCUUGUUUUAUGUCUUUGCUUGGUGCCUGUAUGUGUGACUCGGGUGGAGUCUACAUGUACACAUGAUCAUACUAGUCUCUGGUGUGUGUGGGAGACGUGAGCUCACACGUCGGUGCGUCCUCUGUGUCCUCUGUUCACAUUAUGACACAAAUGGCACUUUACUAAUGGUCAAAAGACCAUUCAAAGUAUUACUCAUUAAUCAUCUUCUGUUGAGAAAACUUCAAGACACUUUUGGACUAUGUUUUGUGUCCGCGAUGUUCUGUACACCAACAUGACUUCCUCAUCAGUCCUGAAAACUCCACCGCCUAUGAAGCCUAGCACGGUUGACCGGCUAUUAGCACUUUGUUGUAUAACGUUUAUGAGCUACUAGAGCACUUUUUAAAAAGUGUGUCAGUUUCCACUUGCCGUUUAUAGACCUCCAUAUGCCUCUUACCCUUAAUGACCACUCAUGCAUCCGGCUGAGCUGACUGCAGAGGAUGCAUCAGAACAACAAUGCUGUUUUGGAGGAAAAUGUUUGUAGUGUUACCUAUUUUUUAAAGUUUUCCCAUUCCUGGCAGUGUUCUCGAUUCAUAGUCAAAUUGCUGAUAGUUCAUAUAUAUUGUAAUCACAAAUUGUCCUUGUAAAAACAAUCUAGUUGUAGUGGUCAGUGUAAUGCUGCUUUUUGUCUUUUACUUGUUUGAUAAUCAGGUUGAACAACGUACCUCCACGGUUUUACCUUUUUUUUUAAAAAGCUCUUAUGUGAGAUUUUCUUUGCCCCUGGCUGUGUUUAUUUUAAAAAGUGCAAUGCAGAGUGCAACGCUGCUACACACAUGAGCUCGCUGCUUACAACAUGUACAAGCAAUGCAGUUAACACACCAGCGUCACGUCAUCUUUCACACCCUCCGUCAGAAAUACUGUGAUGCAGUUUAUUGUUGUGCAAUCUAUUGAAUCUACUCAAGGUUGGAUUUCAUAGUUAGCAUACCUACCUUUUAUACCAAAACACUUGCUUUAACCUUCCUGGAAACCUCAUUCUUUCAUAAAUGCAUUAUUGCACUGAUGAUACUGACCUCAACCACUCAGAAAUGUUUCCAAAUGAAAAAUAUUAAUUUGAUCAAUAAGUUACAUAUCUUAAAUAUAUCUCUAUAGCUUCUAAGCAGAACCAAAGACUGCAGCCGGAGUCUCCUAACAGAUGCACUGCUUGCCAUUUAAUGUUUGCUUUUGAUAAAAAUGCAGGUGCUAGUCAGUGCCAUACCAUGGCUGCACUCCAUAUGCAUAUUGCGCCGCACUGUCAAAUGUAAUUCUGAUGUAGGAAAUAUUACCUUUUUUUUAUAUCGUUUAAGAAAACAAGCCAUAGACUGGGGAAAAAAAAAAAGCGUUUUUAAGAUUAUUUGUUUUAUUCAAAACACCACAAGUGCAAACCUGUGAAUAAAAAAAAAGAAAGAAUGUAUAUCAAGCGUUAUGAUUCAUGUAGGUAUCUUUACCUUUGUUGAUCGGAUGAUUGCAGAUUGAUUGACUGCAUGUUCUUUGCAGGUUGCAUACUUCAAUGUUGUGUCUGAUACGCCAGGAGUAGGCUGGUUUCUUCCUUUGUUGAUUUUUAUCUAAAUAAAUAUAUUCUCCCAUGAA